This is a messenger RNA of Bipolaris maydis ATCC 48331, 930 nucleotides long. RefSeq lists its product as uncharacterized. The record is from RefSeq and is a predicted model, not a curated record. NCBI's taxonomy places the organism in Eukaryota, Fungi, Ascomycota, Dothideomycetes, Pleosporales, Pleosporaceae.
AUGCGUAUCCUCAAAAUCCCUUAUUCCCUCGUUGCGGCCGACGUUGCGGCCGAAGAUGCCGCCACGAGAGGCAUCGACGACUCUCCCCAAGCAUCCUCCUGCACCCGACGCUUCGGAGCCGCUCACCACUGUGUUUCAGAUAUCCUUCCCAUCGUCCCCGAAAACCCGCCGUUUUUUACACACUGCGACCCACCAUGGACACCAUAUAGCUAUACGCUAUGGCACACUCUAAUCGCCAGAUCCCAAGGUCUACAAGGGGGCGAAUGCCACGAGGUCAUCAUCCCUGGUUUUCUCUAUGAAGAUAUGAUGAAAUGCCACAGCGCAUGGGUAACCACUGGUCGCAUCCACAAUGCUGUACUUGAGAAUUUGCUCGAGACUCUGAAAUCCACAAAAGCAGGCCAAGAACUUGUUUCACUUCUGGAUGGAGAGAGGAAGUGGUUCAUCAGGCUCGAUCACAUGUCGCCAAAAGACAGUCCCAUGGGGGGUGUAUUGCCAUCAUUGACGCUGCGAGAUGCUAUGACGAAGCUCUGUACGUCCAUGCGCACAUACAGUUGUCUGCAGUAUGAGAAGGUGCACGCAGAGAAAGAGGAACGGAAUAUGGAGAUUAAACUUGUGCUCAACAGGUGGCAUGAAGGAAUGGAUCCUGGGAGGGAGUUUAGGGUCUUUGUUUCACCUCCUGCCGCGGCCCAGGCAAGAAUAACAAAUCACCCCAUGGCCGCUCCCAGACCGGACGACUUCAAAAUCAGCGCCAUUAGCCAUUUUGAUGUAGCGCUGGAGCAGGACGGCACUGUUCAACUAGUCGAGAUCAAUCCUUUCGGGGCAUUGUCGCCGUGUGGAGCCUGUCUUUUCAACUGGAUACGCGAUGGUAAAGUGCUUUAUGGGAUUGAGGAGGCACAGUUUGCUGUGACGUUGGAUGAGGCACGACCGUAG